AUGGUCAACAAUGUAUUAACCCAACUCAAAUUACCCCUACAUCAAGUAUAUUUUUGGACAGAUUCAACAAUUGUUUUAGCUUGGCUUAGUAAACAUCCAAAAUCAUGGGAAACAUUUGUCGCUCAUCGUGUUGCUACUAUAUCGGACACCGUCGGAGUGAACAACUGGAACCACGUCGUGUCGCAUGAAAAUCCAGCCGAUCUUGCCAGCCGUGGAUGUACUGCUGAAGAGCUGAUAGACAACAGUUUAUGGUGGACCGGACCCUCAUGGCUAAAGGAAUCUGCGUCCAAAUGGCCAACUAUGACACAACCCUUCAUAACUCAAGCUGAAACCCAAAUAGACAUUCUUAAGGAUUUUUCAAAAUGGUCUAGAGCUCUUCGAAGGAAAACUCCACUACCCGGAAAAAGUACUCUUAUUACCCUAACACCCUAUUUAGAUUCGAAGAACAUUAUACGUGCAAAUGGUCGUUUAGCAAAAUCAAGCUGUUUAUCAUAUGAUGAAAGACACCCAAUUAUAUUACCCUACAAAAGUUGUUUUACAAGAUUGUUGACAAGUCACGUUCACUUAAUAACUCUACAUGGAAGAAAUCAAGCUAUGCUUCGAGUUAUACGGUCGGGCUAUUGGAUUCCAAAGCUCAAAAAUCGUAUACGCUUCAUAGUUGAUAAAUGUACCCAGUGCACAAGAUAUAGACAUCGCCAAACUACCCAAUUAAUGGCGGCUUUACCUCCAGAACGUACUCAAUUGUCGAGACCCUUUUGCAACACUGGAGUUGAUUUUGCUGGACCGUUUGACAUAAAAACGUAUGCUGCCCGAGCAUGUAAAGUCACCAAAGGUUACGUCUGUGUCUUCGUAUGCUUUGCAACAAAAGCAAUUCAUUUAGAACCAACGACAGACCUAUCUACCCAAGCAUUCAUGGCUGCUUUCGCCCGAUUUUUUUCGAGGCGGGGAUGCCCUGCCGCUAUAUAUUCAGACAACGGCACUAACUUUGUUGGUGCUUGUCAACUACUCAAGAAAGAGCGGCAGGAAUUCUUUAAAUGUCUAAAUUCGAGACCACUUAGCCCAUCAAGUGAAAACUCACAGGACUUAAACCCAUUAACCCCAGGUCAUUUUUUGAUAGGUUCACCCAUGUUAACACCUGCCGAACCCGAUUGUAGUGAUGGAAACGUUACUAUAGCAAAUAGAUGGCAAAAACUGAGGAUUCAACAUCACCACUUCUGUCGAAGAUGGAAAGAUGAAUACCUCAAAGAGUUACACAAGAGAUAUAAGUGGAAAUACCCUCAGAGAGAAAUUGCAGUAGAUGAUUUAGUUGUCAUUAAACACGACAACAUACCUCCGAACGAAUGGUCGCUUGGUCGUGUCGUUAAAACUGUUCCCGGUUCUGAUGGACGUAUCAGAGUCGUUGAACUGAGAACCUCAACAGGAAGUUUAAUCCGACCGAUAACUAAAGUUGUCGUUUUACCCACUAGUUAG
This is a messenger RNA of Calliphora vicina (urban bluebottle blowfly), 1470 nucleotides long. RefSeq lists its product as uncharacterized. The transcript has 2 exons. Gene Ontology annotation, biological process: DNA integration. NCBI's taxonomy places the organism in Eukaryota, Metazoa, Arthropoda, Insecta, Diptera, Calliphoridae. The record is from RefSeq and is a predicted model, not a curated record. Gene Ontology annotation, molecular function: nucleic acid binding. The coding region runs from base 1 to 1470 and encodes 489 amino acids.